AUGGCCUCAAAAAAGAAGCGAACGCCCAACGUGCAGAAUGAUAGCUGGGUUGUCAUUGCUGCAGGCUCCGUCAUAGACAACCAGAGGACGGACAAUGACCCGACCUUUGUGAGAUUACGGAAUCCAGCCACAGAUGUAGCCUCCAUGUACAUGCUGGGUGGCGGCGGCGGUGAUGGUGAUGUGCAGCUUUAUGAAGUCAAAGCAUUUGAAGAAGACUUCCGCUCCUGGUUUGUUGGCCAGAAAGUCCAAAGAGAUGGGAGGCUUUUGUUUGUCACUCCGAUGGAUCCUCUCUAUCUCAUUUUGCCGUAUUUGAUGAAAUCUGGAAAGGAAGGCAAAUUCCAGCCAGUGGAGCAAAUGGUGAUGGACGAAGAGUUUCCAGCAUGCACCAAGCUGCUGAGUUGCACGCGUUCUUUGGCCUCCAUGCAUCACAUCGCUGAUGAAAAAGAGGUGGGAAACCUCAAGUUUCACCGAUACAGCCAAGAAAAAACAAUGGCUUGGUUAAAGAAGAAGGUGGAAAAAACAGCCAUGGUGCUCAAAAAGAAGAACAUCUCUGUGGGGGAGGGAAUUAAAUCUUCCACAUAUCUCCGAGUCAAGAUGGAGUCAGACUCAAGCCAUGAGGACUACCUUUGCUAUGCACAUGGCCUGAUAUCAGAGUACAUCUGCAAAGACCUGAGCAAGGACCUGCGGCGUCACUUGCAAUUACCGGAACUGACAAAUCAAAAGGAGACUGAACCACCUUCAAAGAAACGAAAACUGUCUGACAAGCCGGUGGAGGCAGGAGAAGACUACACCAAAUUCAACAGUGAAACCUUUGCUCGCAAACCACCCAAGAAGAUGACAGCCGCACAGAAGAAUCUGGCAAAGGUGGACAAGAGCGGCAUGAAGACAAUGUCCUCCUUUUUUAGCCCAAAAGUGAAAGCGGAAAAAAAAUGA
Molecule: messenger RNA, 933 nt
Organism: Nerophis lumbriciformis (worm pipefish)
Lineage: Eukaryota; Metazoa; Chordata; Actinopteri; Syngnathiformes; Syngnathidae
Source: RefSeq, a predicted model, not a curated record